AUGAUGAAGGCAGCAAGAUUAACUUGUUUAUUACUAAUUGCAGUCAUGGGAGUGACUGCUAGCAAGACACAGGAAUUUGAAAGCAGUGACGAGGGCACAGAGCAAGAAUUCAUUUACAUGAACAGGUAUAAGCGGUCCAGCGACACACAGGACAAGUGCACUUAUACCUUUAUUGUACCUCAGCAGAAAGUAACAGGUGCCAUUUGUGUUAAUUCAAAGGAGCCUGAGGUUCUUCUUGAAAACCGCGUAAAUAAACAAGAAUUAGAGCUGCUUAACAAUGAACUUCUAAAGCAAAAGAGACAAAUAGAAACUCUUCAGCAACUGGUGGAGGUGGAUGGUGGGAUUGUUAAUGAGGUUAAACUUUUACGAAAAGAAAGUCGGAAUAUGAACUCUCGUGUCACACAACUUUAUAUGCAGCUGCUACAUGAAAUUAUUCGAAAACGGGACAAUGCAUUAGAACUUUCCCAGCUUGAAAAUAAGAUAUUGAACCAAACUGCUGAUAUGUUGCAACUUGCAAACAAAUACAAGGACCUAGAGUACAAAUAUCAACAUUUGGUGACAAUUGCCAAUAACCAGUCUGUAAUUAUUGCACAGCUAGAAGAACAUUGUCAAAGAAUGCCAUCCAUUAAGCCAAUACCCCAACCUCCCCAACCACCUAACAGAAUGUAUCAGCCUCCUACUUACAAUCGCAUUAUUAACCAAAUAGCUACCAAUGAGAUUCAAAGUGAUCAGAAUUUAAAGGUUCUACCACCUAAUCUACCAACCAUGCCACCAGUUACUAGCAGUCCAACUUCAACUGAUAAACCAUCUGGACCAUGGAAAGACUGUCUACAGGCAUUAGAAGAUGGCCAUGACACCAGUUCCAUCUAUCUUGUGAAACCUGAAAAUACAAAUCGACUUAUGCAGGUCUGGUGUGACCAACGACACGACCCUGGUGGCUGGACCGUCAUUCAGAGACGACUCGAUGGAUCAGUCAACUUUUUCAGGAACUGGGAUACUUACAAGCAAGGAUUUGGUAACAUAGAUGGAGAGUACUGGCUGGGUUUAGAAAAUAUUUAUUGGCUAACAAAUCAAGGCAACUACAAACUGCUUGUAACAAUGGAAGACUGGUCAGGUCGAAAAGUAUUUGCUGAAUAUGCCAGUUUCAGACUGGAGCCAGAGAGUGAAUAUUACAAGUUGAGACUGGGUCGUUACAAUGGCAAUGCUGGGGAUUCUUUCACUUGGCACAACGGGAAGCAAUUCACCACACUGGAUAGAGACCAUGAUGUAUACACAGGUAAUUGUGCUCACUACCAGAAAGGAGGAUGGUGGUACAAUGCCUGUGCUCACUCAAACCUCAAUGGAGUCUGGUAUCGGGGAGGACACUAUCGUAGUCGAUAUCAGGAUGGUGUUUACUGGGCUGAGUUCCGUGGCGGAUCAUAUUCACUAAAGAAAGUUGUUAUGAUGAUCAGGCCUAAUCCCAACACAUUCCACUGA
Molecule: messenger RNA, 1476 nt
Organism: Emys orbicularis (European pond turtle)
Lineage: Eukaryota; Metazoa; Chordata; Testudines; Emydidae
Gene: ANGPTL2
Product: angiopoietin like 2
Exons: 4
Coding region: 1-1476 (491 amino acids)
Source: RefSeq, a predicted model, not a curated record